AUGAGUCACGGUGAUGUAUCAGACACUUUUUUACAACAAGUUUUCCGAAAGGUAGAUGCUGAUGGAUCAGGUUCAAUAUCAUCAAACGAACUUCAAUCGGCUCUUUCAAAUGGCACAUGGAGUCCAUUUAAUCCUGAGACUGUUCGAAUGAUGAUAGGAAUGUUUGACCAUGAUAAUUCAUCAACAAUUGAUUUUAAUGAAUUCAAAGCCUUAUGGAAUUUUAUAACACAAUGGGAAAAAGUAUUUCGUGGAUUUGAUGAAGACAAAAGUGGUUCGAUUGAUAAAAAUGAAUUUCGAAAGGCUUUAACAACAUUUGGUAUGUUUGAUCGUGAUGGAUCAUCAACAAUUGAUUUUCAAGAGUUUCGUGCUCUUUGGAAAUAUGUUACUGAAUGGGAAAAAUGUUUCAGGAGAUUCGAUUUGGAUGGUAGUGGUUCUAUUGAUAAACACGAGCUCAAAACAGCAUUGAGCUCGUUUGAAAUCAAUUUAUAUGACAUUGAUCCUGUGCUUGCAUUAUUAGUACUCUUUUUUUACUGUUUUACGAUUGUCGAUCGAUGUUAUCGUCUAUCGGAUCGUUUCUAUGAUUUACUUAUUAAAAAAUUUGAUCGAACUGGUCGUGGUACAGUUGCAUUUGAUGAUUUCAUUCAAGCUUGUGUAUCGAUUCAAACAUUAACAAAUGCUUUUCGUCAAUAUGAUCGUUUACAAAAUGGAGAAAUAACAAUUAAUUAUGAAGAUUUCUUAUCACUUGUCUUUUCACUUAAAAUGUAA
Rotaria sp. Silwood2 is the source of this 765-nucleotide messenger RNA. The record is from the annotation of a GenBank genome assembly. Lineage: Eukaryota; Metazoa; Rotifera; Eurotatoria; Philodinida; Philodinidae.